UCUGGGGGCUCUGGAUGAAGCAAACCCAUUUUCACUGGGCAGGACAUGUCAUUCAAAGGCCAAGGUCAGUGCAGAGAGGGAGAAGAUGGGAUCAGAACCCACACGGGUGAAUUUGGGGGAGGCAGUUGCCUUCUUUGGCCUCAGGAGGAGAUCUGCGUGGCUGAUCUUCAAGGUCCAAGCUCCUCCUCCCAAGGCAGCCACUGUCCUGGCCUCCCCUGCUUCCGGUGGGACUUCCUCCAGGCCUUGCACCUCUUAGUUCCUCAGAGAAGAGCCCAGAGAGUCAGACUUCUGGUGGCCCUGCAGCUUCAGCUCGACAUGCUGCUGUUGCUGCUGCUGCUCUGGGGAAUGAAAGGGGUAGAGGGUGGGCCUGAGGCCAUGGAGGGUUACACCCUGAGUGUGGAAAGGGAGGUGGUGGUACAAGAGGGCCUGUGUAUCCUUGUACCUUGUAGGUUCACCUACCCCGAGGGGAAAUGGACUGACUCAGACCCGAUUCAUGGCUACUGGUUCCGUGGUGGAGCCAAAACAGGGAGUGAUUUCCCAGUGGCCACAAAUAACACACAAAGGCCAGUACUGAAGGAGACCCAGGGCCGAUUCUUCCUGCUGGGAGACCCACAGAAGAACGACUGCUCCCUGGACAUCAGAAAGACCAGGAAGGAGGACACAGGCUCGUACUUCUUUCGCCUGGAAAGGGGAGAUGCGAAGUAUAAUUAUAUUUUGAACACGAUGACUCUGCAUGUGACAGCCCUCACUAACACCCCCCACAUCCUUAUCCCGGAGACCCUGGAGGCUGGACGUCCCAGCAACCUGACCUGCUCUGCGCCUUGGGCCUGUGAGCCCCCCACCUUCUCCUGGACUGGAACCUCUGUGUCACUCUUGAGCACCAAUGCCUCAGUGCUGACCAUCAUCCCCCAGCCCUGGGACCAUGGCACCAACCUCACUUGUCAGGUGACCCUGCCUGGAACUGGUGUGACCACAAGGACGACCAUCCAUCUCAAUGUGUCAUAUGCUCCAAAGAAUCUGACUGUGACCAUCUAUCAAGGAGCUGACCCAGAAUCCAUAAUCCUGAAGAACGGCUCAUCUCUUUCCGUCUCUGAGGGCCAGUCUCUACGCCUCUUCUGUAGCACUGACAGCUAUCCCCCUGCGAACCUGAGCUGGACCUGGGGUAAUCUGAGUCUGUGCCCCUCGAAGCUGUCCAAACCUGGGCUCCUGGAGCUGUUUCCAGUGCAUCUUAAGCAUGGAGGAGUGUACACCUGCCAAGCUCAGCAUGCCCUGGGCUCCCAGCACAUUUCCCUGAGCCUGCAUCCACAGCGCAGUGCAGCGUUAUCAGAAAUGACUGUGGGGGCCUUUGUGGGUGCAGGAGCCACGGCCCUCCUCUUCCUGUUUUGCUGCAUCCUUCUCCUGGUGGUAAGAUCGUAUAGGAGACCAGCCAGGCCAGCUUCAGCAGCUCCGGAUCCAGAUGCCCUCAAGGGCUCUGUUUCUCAGAGUCCCCUGGUUGAACCCCAGGCAGAUGACAGCCUCGAACCCCUGCCUCCCACAGUUGAGGCGGCCCCCUCAUCCACAGAGGAAGAGGUACAUUAUGCAUCCCUCAACUUCCAUGAGAUGAAGCCCAGGAAUCCACAGGGGCAGCAGGACACCACCACCGAGUACUCGGAGAUAAUGUCCAACAAGUGACCUGCAUGGCUGUGAUGUGACCACGUUUGGAGGGAGCCCAGCUGCCACAGGGUGAGAGACACCAGAUGCUGGCUGGUUCUAGAGAAGGAAAGAGUCCACCAGGUCAACAUGCCCUGUACAUGACUUCAGAGCUGCUCCUACAUCACACAGGAGUUCUGCUACUGCUCAUGCCCCUGCACUCCCUGUCCACCCAAUCCCCAGGCUCUGGCAACCACCAUUGUGCCCAGGAAAUCAUAAACUUGACUUUCUUUCAAUUGUA
This is a messenger RNA of Peromyscus californicus insignis, 1930 nucleotides long. RefSeq names its product sialic acid-binding Ig-like lectin 12. Gene Ontology annotation, cellular component: plasma membrane. The coding region runs from base 46 to 1671 and encodes 541 amino acids. The record is from RefSeq and is a predicted model, not a curated record. Gene Ontology annotation, biological process: cell adhesion. The transcript is spliced from 7 exons. Gene Ontology annotation, molecular function: sialic acid binding. Lineage: Eukaryota; Metazoa; Chordata; Mammalia; Rodentia; Cricetidae.